This is a messenger RNA of Hypanus sabinus (Atlantic stingray), 532 nucleotides long. RefSeq names its product histone H4-like. Bases 1 to 378 code for a protein of 125 amino acids. Gene Ontology annotation, biological process: nucleosome assembly. Gene Ontology annotation, molecular function: protein heterodimerization activity; structural constituent of chromatin; DNA binding. NCBI's taxonomy places the organism in Eukaryota, Metazoa, Chordata, Chondrichthyes, Myliobatiformes, Dasyatidae. The record is from RefSeq and is a predicted model, not a curated record. The transcript has 2 exons.
AUGGCACAGCAGAGCCUCUUUCACCUCAAAUGGUUGAACUUCCCGGUGCUGGGUCCAUUGUUGUUUUCCACCUGUAUGAACAAUCUGGAUGAGAAUGUGGGUGAGAGUGAGAGUGAGCGGCACCAUAAAGUGUUCCGUGAUAACAUCCAGGGCAUCACCAAACCGGCCAUCCGGCGUCUGGCUCGCCGUGGCGGCGUCAAGCGGAUCUCGGGUCUGAUCUACGAGGAGACCCGCGGGGUGCUGAAGGUUUUCCUGGAGAAUGUGAUCCGGGAUGCGGUCACCUACACUGAACACGCCAAGCGCAAGACGGUCACUGCCAUGGAUGUGGUGUACGCUCUGAAACGCCAGGGCCGCACUCUCUAUGGCUUCGGCGGCUGAAAAACUCCCACUUCCUCCCGAACACAACACAAAGGCUCUUCUAAGAGCCACCCACCGCCUCACAGAGGGAGCCGUGUCCACAACCUUUUAAUUAUUUUUAUCGAUAUAUUUGGCUGAGCUACUUUUGAAGCAGAUUAAUCCGUUCCGCUUGAAA